Messenger RNA from Otolemur garnettii (small-eared galago), 1062 nucleotides. It is a transcript of the gene FBXW12, whose product is annotated as F-box and WD repeat domain containing 12. Bases 1 to 1062 code for a protein of 353 amino acids. Gene Ontology annotation, molecular function: protein binding. NCBI's taxonomy places the organism in Eukaryota, Metazoa, Chordata, Mammalia, Primates, Galagidae. The transcript has 8 exons. The record is from RefSeq and is a predicted model, not a curated record.
AUGGAGAUCCAUUUACCUGAAGAGGUGGUGAGGUAUAUCUUCUCCUUUCUGGAAGCAUCCAGCUUGCUACAGGUUUCUCAAGUGAACAAGUUUUGGAAUAGUGUUGCAGACAGUGAACAUCUGUGGAGAAAACUGUGUCUGAAGAGAUGGGGCUUCUGGGACUUCACCUGUAAGUGUCUGGGCACACAGACAUGGAAGCAAUCUUUCCUCCACCGCAUAAAGAAGGAACGUCGGAUGGCAUUGGCACAACCUGAUGACUUUAUCUACAAAGAAACCAGUGGGGACUUUGGAGUCUUUGAAGAGUUGGCUUAUCUCUCAGGGAAGAACCUCAGAAUAGAUGAAAAAGAGAAGUCAAUUAUUUGUAUUACAACUUCCAAGCACGUGCUUUAUGCCUGGGAUGUGCAAGAGGUUGGUAUUUCCGCAGGUGACAUCUACACAUUUACAGUGCCUGAUUUAACGACUGUUUCGCACAUUAAUGCGUUUGAAUACAGUAUGAAUCUUCUAUAUUGUUCUCCUGACAAGAACUGGGUCUUUGCGUGUAGGACACAUCAACAUGUACUGCCAAAGGUAUUUUUCACAGAGAGCUUACUGAGACCAUCAGAAGGCAGCACCCCUCUGUCUUGCUCUCUCUCAUUUUCAUCAUGCUGCGGAGCCUGCUGGACUCCAAGGAAGGAAAGUACGAUAACGCUGAUGUUCCGAAAAAGCACUACCAGAAGGAUGGGAUUUGCCACCUUUGAUAUAACAAUGAAGAAGACUGGGGACAAAACAGAAAUCCAGGUGGAUAUGAGUCUUUCUCUGUGGAUGGGAAUCAGUCCUGAAAAUCUGAUUGUCUGUGAGAGUGGGCCAUGCUUAUUCCUCUUCACCAUCAGUGGCCUCCUGCUGCAACAGUUUGAGAACUACCAGACAAACAUCAGCUUAUGGGCGGAUUCUCUUCAUGUUGUCACCGUGUCCGUGGAUAACUCUUUGCAUAUGUACAUGUGGGAGGAGGAAGGCCGCUAUCCGUACCUCAAGAGCUGCUGUCACCUAGCACACAAGCAGCACAGGGAGCUGCAGUACGAGUAA